Messenger RNA from Cynoglossus semilaevis (tongue sole), 2054 nucleotides. RefSeq names its product heat shock protein beta-8-like. Lineage: Eukaryota; Metazoa; Chordata; Actinopteri; Pleuronectiformes; Cynoglossidae. Gene Ontology annotation, cellular component: nucleus; protein folding chaperone complex; cytoplasm. Gene Ontology annotation, molecular function: protein homodimerization activity. The record is from RefSeq and is a predicted model, not a curated record. Gene Ontology annotation, biological process: cellular response to unfolded protein. The transcript has 3 exons. Bases 352 to 1026 code for a protein of 224 amino acids.
UUAUUUUCACUUGUAUGACGGACACAUUCGUACGGUACACGCGUCCACAGAUCCUCACAGCACUUUCCCGACAUUGCUCAAACUCACAUUUGGGUAGCGGUCCCGUUAUAAAACCCGGAGCCAGAGGGUCUCAUGUUAGUGGACUUUAAAGUUUAAAACUUUCUUGUGUUGACAGUAGAGUUUACUGCCGGCUCGUCGGUGAUUGUGUAACGGUGAUGCGCAAAAUCCACAAGACAAAGUUUGGCAACACAGACGAAGAGGAUUUGUGGGUGUUAAAAAAGGGAGAUUUUAUUUUAUUUUAUUUUUUUAUUAUUUAAAGAAAAGUAAAAGUUCGGUUGAAGUUUGAAGGACAUGGCCGAGGGAGAUUACUACACCAUGGGGAACCGACAGAGGUUUCCCAGGGACCUGUUUGGAGAGUCGCCCUUCAGGGAUCAGUCACCGUUCCGGGAUCAGCUGGCGACCCGGUUUAUUGACGAGGACUUCGGGAUGCCUUCGUUCCCCGAUGAGCUAGCAAUGGACUGGCCAGGUUGGGCUAGGUCGGGCCGGCUCAGCUCACACCUCGGUUCGUCGUCCUUCAGCGGUUCUUUACGUUCAGAUUUCCCCCAGCGCCAUUCCACCGGAGGCCCGGCUAUGUACAGCGGCAGGUACGGUGAGCUCAGCUCCAGGAGCUCCCCCACCACCAUCGCCACCACCACCAGCGAACCCUGGAAGGUUUGUGUCAACGUCCACAGCUUCAAACCAGAGGAGCUCCACGUGAAGACGAGGGAAGGCUUCGUGGAAGUGUCAGGGAAGCACGAGGAGAAGCAGGAAGAGGGAGGAAUAGUGUCAAAGAAUUUCACAAAAAAGAUACAGAUCCCCGUAGAUGUGGACCCUCUGUCAGUCUUUGCCUCCCUGUCCCCCGAGGGUGUCCUCAUCAUCGAAGCCCGACAGACUCCCCCAUAUCACCUCUUCAGUAAUGACGGCUCCCAGACUGGAGAAAUGCCGGAGGUGGAGGCCCCCAUACUCCAAGAAGCUCCCAUGGUCUAAUGUCCUCUAAGUUAUUGGCUUUUGUCUUCAUGUUCUUGAAACCUGGUCUUUACAUUGUGUAACAUAUUGUAUAAUAUGAGAUAUUCAAGGUCAAAUGAUCUUCUUGGCAUGACUUCUUUUUUCUUCUUUGCUCUUUUAACUGAUGAAAAUAUGACGUUUACACUUUUUUUUAACAAUAUCGGACUUUUAACAUUUUCCUUAAACUUUUCAGUUUUGGGGUCAGUUCGGAUGGUCAAAUGACAGAUAAUUUAUUUGAGAUUUCAUUUCUUAAUUCAUCAACAUACCAUUUCAUUUGCACUUUCAGAAAGUCUAAUUGAUCACGGACUCUUCUGAUUGGUUAUUUCAAACCUGAACACCUGCGAGUUAUUUUAGGCCACGCCUCAAAUACAUAGAAGAGAGUUUUUCAAACGUACUUGGAAAUAUUUAGACCAUGGGAACGUCCAGCCUCCAUAACACUCCUGGUAUGACAUGGGUUCCAGCCCUCAGAGAUGAGACAUGUUCUGGUGUGUAUUAACAUAAAUCAUAAGUGAAGAUACUGGCUUAAACUAGCAUGAUGGGGCUAAAGGAACACUCAACGAGGGAGAGGCCAUUAUAAAACAUUUACAGUUUCACCUACUAGAUUAGUAACACAAAUGUUUCAAUGAAUCCCUUUUGUUCUCAGAAAUAUCCCUAAACAAAUAUUCACAAAAAAGUAUCAGUAACUGAUGAGUUUUGAUUAAAACAAAAAAAAAAACUACAUUUUUAAAUUAGUGUUUGUGUGACCUGGAGCUACAGUGUAUAUCAUUAAGGACUGAUCUCAGACCAGCUGGUUUGGUAGACAUUUAACUUCCAUCACGUCAUGUUUCCAAGAUGCGGAAGAUCAUAAACUUUCACCUGAACAGAGAAUCUUAGCUAAAUAUUGUCAACGCAGUUAACUGCAAAAACCCAAAUUGGUGACAUCAGUGGAGUGAAUUGUGUCUAUUAAAGUCUGUCGUACAUACACUUAAAUUUAUUUUGAUUAUUAAACCAAAUCUCCAAACCUGACAAUA